Trichoplusia ni (cabbage looper) is the source of this 2480-nucleotide messenger RNA. RefSeq names its product ralA-binding protein 1 (gene Rlip). Bases 137 to 2218 code for a protein of 693 amino acids. Gene Ontology annotation, molecular function: small GTPase binding; GTPase activator activity. Gene Ontology annotation, biological process: small GTPase-mediated signal transduction. Lineage: Eukaryota; Metazoa; Arthropoda; Insecta; Lepidoptera; Noctuidae. The transcript is spliced from 10 exons. The record is from RefSeq and is a predicted model, not a curated record.
CAAAAUGAUAAAGAAUGUCAACUGUCAUGACCUUACCCUGUGUCAUUUUUAAUCAAUGGGUUUUGUUUUGCCGAUUUUCCUGUAAUAAUAAAAGAAAAGAGUCGUAUGUUCAUAAGUGUCCUACGCAAUUACAAAAAUGGAUUUCGAAAGUCCAGAUGUAGAGAAAGAUUUUCCGGGCCUUUAUGCGUCUGAAAGCGGCAGGAAAAGCAACGAAAGUGAUUUCAGUGAUGGUGCAGAUCAUGAAAAACCAAGUAAAAAGGAUCUACUUGGUCGGCGAAAAGAUAAAAAGGAGAAGAAAGAUAGGGGGUAUGCUGCGCUAGAGGGAGAGAGUUCACCUGAGGAGGAUACAGACACGAAAAGUCCUUCAAAAUCAAAGAAGACAAAGUCAUUCAAAUUCCCUACAAAAAGCAAAGAGAAACGGGAGAAAUCUCGUGACAAGGAAAAGGUAUUGGAAGAUGCUAUAAAACAGAAAGAGAAAGAAGAAAAGGAGAAAAAGAAGGAAAAGGAAAGGGAGAAGGAGAGAGAAAGAGAAAAGAAGGAGAAAGAAAAGCGUGAGAAGUUAAGAGAGAAGGAUAAGGAAAAGGAGGAAAAAGCGAAAUUUAAACUAGAAUCUAAGGAGAAGUUGAAGGAUGAGAAAAAAGAAAAGACUAAAGAUAAGGACAAAGAAAAAGUAAAAGAUAAGGAAAAAGAAAAAGUGAAGGAGAAGGACAAAGAUAAGAAAGAUAAGAAGUUGACGAAAGUUCCUUCUACAUUCACCUGUGGGAUACCUUUUGAAGAGAUAUUUACUUUGGGAGUCGCGUUGCCAAUAUUUGGAGUACCGCUGGCGCAGUCUGUGGAACGCUCACGAUGCCACGACGAUACCGGACUACCCCUCGUUGUGAGAGACAGCAUCGAUUACUUACAGGCACAUGGAUUAAAAUCGAACCUGAUUUACCGUCAAGAGCCCGACAAGAUAAAACUGCAGCAGUUAAAGAAAUUAUUCACGGACCGAGGACCGACCUUUCCUUAUCACUGGGAUGUUCCCGUCGCCUGCGCUAUGCUUAAAGGAUUUAUCAGCGAACUCCCGGACUCUAUUCUGACACAAGAGUUGCACGGCCAGUUCGAGCAAGCGACGGCGAUAGCCGAGCCGCAGCGUGAAGCCACCAUGCUAGCUCUCAUAGCCAAGCUGCCCCCGCCCAACUACAGUCUGCUGGGCUGGCUGAUGAGGCACUUUGAAUGCGUUGUGGCCAAUGAACAGUCGAAUCACGCAAAUAUUCAAACCAUAGCGACAGCCAUGAGCCCCGCGCUGAACAUGUCCCUGAAUCUGCUCACGUACUUCAUAUCUAAGGCAGAGAAACUUUUCCCCGAUGUAGAGUUAACGAAAUACGUGCCCCCGCUGGCGUCCAUCCCGGCGGACUUCCCGGAGCAGGCGGGCGCGCUGGCCCGCGAGCUGCGCAAGCAGGAGUCGCUGCUGAGCCAGAUCCACGCCGAGAUGCACGCCGGGUUCAUCACGCCCGCGCGCGACCAGCAGCUCUGGGAGGCGCAGAGGAUCGUCACGCAACUCAAGAGGAAACUGCGCGCUGUACAGAAAUCGGUGGAACCGUCGAACUCUCUGCAGCCACAGCAUCAGUCUUUAGACGAGAAGCCGGACCACAAACACGAUGAGGAACCAGUACGAAGGUAUUCACAACCAGCAGAAACACAGCAAACACCACAAGAAACAUCUGAAAUUAAAACUCCAAGCGAACCCAUCCCAGAACCAAAGGAGUCCCCAACUAUAGAUCCCACUUUCGAGGCCGAAUUCGAAGACAAUUUCGACUUUAACCUAGAAACAAAAGAAACUCCCGAACAAGAAAUCCCACCAGCAGAACCCGUCAAAGAGAAACCAAAGUUAACAGAAAAAGAACUCAAAGUACUAAGACUAGAACUCGAAAACGCUGAAUACCUUCAACUCAAGUCCUUACUGCAAGCAAAAAUCAACUCUGAACAGUUCGAAAUAGUCAAACUUAGGAGUCAUGUUGCCUUGAAGAAUAAGCAGGAAGGGUGCUCACAGAAUACUAAAGACAGCAAAGAAAAUAAUACGCAGGAGGAACAGGAGCUCAGACAAAGACUGAUCAAAGAAAACGCGUUGUUGGAACAAAAACGAGUGAACUUAAUCAACCAGAUAUUCCAAGAAAGAGUAGCUUGUAUUCAACUUAAAAUAGAACUAGCUAUGAAGGAAAUACUAUCGAAAUCUUAACUUCAUACAUCUCGUUAACUAAUAUUAGUCUCAAAUAUAAAUAAGUUAUUUAUGACGUUCGAAUGUUGCAUGUUAAUAUAUUAUUUAGCAAGUAAAAUGUAUGUAAUCGAAUGCUUACUGGACUUUAUGUAAUUGACACAUUCAUGCUAUCUAAUCUCACGAAAUCGCAUUGUUAAGACUGCAGUAAUAUCUCUAUAUUACAUAUGUUAUAAAUAUAGUUAUAUGCUAAAAGAUUAUAGAAAUAAAUUAUGAUAAUUGAAAA